This is a messenger RNA of Ilex paraguariensis (yerba mate), 167 nucleotides long. NCBI's taxonomy places the organism in Eukaryota, Viridiplantae, Streptophyta, Magnoliopsida, Aquifoliales, Aquifoliaceae. The record is from the annotation of a GenBank genome assembly.
AAGUAGGUUUACCAGAAGGGUGCGAGAAUUUUGAUAUGCUCCCUUCAAUGUUCGCUGGAGGUAAAUUUUUAUACGCAUGUGGGAUGCUACAAGGGCCCGUAGAAAAAUUGUUAGAAGAGUUAAAACCCCAAGCAAGCUGCUUAAUUUCUGAUAGGUGUCUCCCAUGG